Molecule: messenger RNA, 2667 nt
Organism: Penicillium robsamsonii
Lineage: Eukaryota; Fungi; Ascomycota; Eurotiomycetes; Eurotiales; Aspergillaceae
Exons: 1
Coding region: 1-2667 (888 amino acids)
Source: RefSeq, a predicted model, not a curated record
AUGCUGGGGCUGACCGCCGUCAUCGCCAUAGCCGCUUGCGGCGCGGCCAUCUUUAUUGCUGUCUCGGUGAUCAGCAUUAUUGUCUGGGUCAGAUAUCGCAAAGAGCGCCAUGCAAUAAGACUAUUGGGCUUCACGCAAAGGCAGGGACGGCGCAAUCGGGGGUUACAAUCUUUCCCGGAGGACACCUUGACUGAACUGAGCCGGGCGGAAGGGAGCAUACUGAGGGCGCAUGGUCACCUUCCGUAUGGUAAGCCAACAGAAUGGGGACAAUUAGCAUCGAGUGAGAGUCUGCAUCGUCGGAAAAACGACUCAGAAUCAUCUUUUCCAUUCACCGAGAAAGCACGAUCUCUCCGUAAUUCCCUUUCUCGAUCUCGUUCCAAGCGCCUAUCACGAGCAUCUCACAAACGCAUGAGCUCGUUGGCUACGUUGGGUGAACUGAGUGAAUCAAUUCAUCUUCCUAGUCCGCCACCUAAAGCAUCAAAAUCAAUAUCGAAAGCAGACGUCCCACUUUCAGCUGUUGAGGGGAUUUUGGAAUUACCAGCCGAAAACACCCCAAGGCAAACACCAGAGCUUAACGAGAAUGGUGCUGGGUUCCAUCUAGGUAUGAAGCCUGUUUCACCUGGGUGGCCCCUUCUAGUGCGAGAGCGGUCCAGUCAACUACCUGUUUCGGAUGACCGAAACUCAUCUGGCCCCUUUGAUUCAACCAUGACCUUUGAAGAGUCUCCUGCUCGUCUUCGUGGGGGAAGCAUUGCUAGCCAAAGCGCCGGGAUGAUGCCUGGUCACUCUAUACCCCCUCCUCCACCAACUGCAUAUCCCCCAGACAGACUUAGUUACGCUAGGAAUGACUCUGUGAUGAGACUUUCCUCCAUGAGUCUGGAUACGACCAAUAGCUCGAUAUUGGAUGAUGGUAGAAAUGGAAGUUCGGCUGAUGCCGAUCUGACCUCACCCACCUUCCCCUCAGGCACGUUUGUACCUUUCAGUGCCGCUGACGUUGGAGUCAAGGAUGGUCGGAGGAGUUUCAUUGCAACCAACACAUCCAUCCCGCCUAUGCACAGCUUCCCUGUCCGUUCCUCCUCGACCACUGAAAAUCGCCAAAAAUCUGCAUCCUUGUCACCUCGACGAAGUUUGACGACCCAUCACUUAGGUACCUUCAGCCAUCGUUGGAGCGGUGCUCCACGCCGAUCUGACUCUAUGUCUUCAUCUAAACCCCCUUCAAGACAUGCCUCCCAGCCUGGUCCUCCAGCAGGGCAUUUGGGAUCUCAAAAUUCAGCCCCAUCGGGCUGGCGAUUAUCGGGCUCUCACAUACCCUCUGUACAAAAUGCCAACCAAUUCCAAAACAGUACGGGCUACAUGGAGAAUGACCCCUUCUACAUUGGCUCGCCUGGGGGUGGGACUCUGUUCCACCAGGUUAGAUCACCAGGUAAGGCAACCAACACCAUCAACCCACGAAGCCCAAUACGACGUGACAGUCUCUCUCUCAAGAGCACUCUUCCCUCUGCACUAAAGGGUGGGAAUUCAAACCGCAAGGGUCACCGACGUCAAAACUGUGUUCGCAUUUCUAUCCAUCCACCUAUGACGUUUGGGUCAUCGACGUUCUCUCCUACGGUCGAAGAGGAACCGGAAGAUUUCGACAAGAUGGAGGAGGUGGAUCUACGUGAGGUUUCAAUCAACAUCCCAUCAAAAUCCUUGCCUUCGUUGCCACCAAGUACAACGUCCCCUCUGUCCUCUUCAAGACGCAGCAAGUACGGUAGUCGACAUGGCAAGCCCGAUCUAGGUCUAGGCUCUCUCGGGCCACUAGUCGAGGAGCCACAGCCCCCAAUGUACGACGACAGUCCUUGCAAGAAGAGAAACCGCGCUCCAUCUGCCAUGCCUGCCAACAAGCUUCAAUUCGAAAACAAUCGCGCUCUCCCUGAAUUAUUUACAUCCCUGCCUUUGCCUCAUAAUAGUCUCACGCACACUCCUUCUCCCGAAAGAGUACCACCUGCAUGGAAACUCGCUGAAACUCCAUUCACAUCCCACGAGAACUCCCCUGGUAGCCCACGACGCUCAGCGGUAAAAGGGCCUCGCAGCCAGCCAGGUGUUACUGCAACUCGCAGCCGCUCGACUCGCGUCCCGCCAACCUCUGGUUAUGCACUAGAUAGUCCCUUGGCCUCGCCUACCCGCCUCCCUCUUGUCAUGAGUAUCACAGGAACAGAAGGUAGUGACUGGCGGAGAUCGACAGAGUCAGUAAAACGGCCGAAAACUGAUACUCCAAAUCGCUCAAUCCGCCGAGCUCGUGAUUCAAUGUCCAGCUUAGAAAACGGGCUAGGUCCCAUUGGCGGCGCUUCUGCACUCUAUGGUCCCCGCCGCUCCGCAAUGGUCCAAGAUCGCGUCACUAUUUUUGAGGAUUCCAACUGGGCCACCUCCCCUUCUAAAACUCCCGUGCUACUCCCAACUGGGUCAUUCUGCACGCCUGGAUCCUCUCCCACUCGUGGCAAGAACACCCGGCCCCGUUCCAUGCCAAACAACCAACGAUUACCGUCUCAUAUGUCGAGUCACCAUGCACCACCAACUCCUGCUUCUCCCCGCCGAGGGAUGACUACUCCAACGGGCAAGAAGCUCGGAGUUGGAAUUGGAACUGCCACGCCUGCUAGCCUAUACGACGGCGAUGGGUUCCUACGGGAAUAA